GAAAGUGUCCAUACGGCGAUCUGUAAUUAAGUUAUCUGCCGGUUUUUAAUUUUUUUUGUUGUUGUAUUUUUGUUCUGUAAAAGCCACUAUGUCGAGUGUAAUGCAUCCUCCUGAGAGCAUUUAUAACCUUAUUCCCAGAGAGGAGGAAAAAAUUGAAAAAGCUCCCAGGUACACGUCGAGGUUCAGAGAGCAGGUGAAGGAGGAGAAGAAGCAGAAUAAAGAGUCCAACAAGACGAUGGGUCCGGCUAAAGUGGAAAUGCCUUCUCCAGAUAAAUACCUGCUGAAACACUCCAGAGAUCCCAAACUUUCUGAGAAAAAGCCUUUCUCAUACAGAGACGAAAUCCAGCCCAGGAAGCCUAGGAUACCCGCUAAAACCGAGCAGCCACUCAGGGGCAUCCAAACCAAAAAAGACUUUGUGAGAAUUAACGCAGUGGAGAACAUAAUGGCGGUUCCGCGUAAACCUCCGCCUGCGUACGCACACACCAAACACGGAGACAAAGAGCUGCUGGAGAACUCGGGCCUCGUCCCGAAGUACCUCAAGAAACAGGAUUACGGCCAGACCCCAGAGUACCUGAGCCACAGGCAGGAGGAGGUGAGGAGGGCACAGGAGGAGUACGAUCGCUACGUGAAGGAGAAGAUGAAGGAGGGAGCCAUGAAGCAACUCUCUGAGAAGGAACGCCUGGAUAUCCUACACGGUCUGAAAAAGAACUGGGAUGAGCUCCAUCAUCAGUACCAAGACCUGUCUGUGAUCACGGACACACUGCCUAAGAAAAACAGGAAGGAGAGACUGGAGUCAGAAAUGAAGCAGCUGGAGAAGGACAUCGAGAUGAUCGAGAGAUUCAAAACCAUCUACAUCGGUAAAAACUGAUCCCCACACGCCGACAUCGCAGAAGAACCACAUCCGCGAUAUAUACUGCCCUCACCUGGUCACCAGCAUGUGCUUUAACUCUGUUAGCAUUUCUAAAAGCAUCGUCUUGCUCUCAUAAAGAGAAAUAAAGCUUUUUAAAACG
Molecule: messenger RNA, 1010 nt
Organism: Ictalurus punctatus (channel catfish)
Lineage: Eukaryota; Metazoa; Chordata; Actinopteri; Siluriformes; Ictaluridae
Gene: enkur
Product: enkurin, TRPC channel interacting protein
Cellular component (GO): acrosomal vesicle
Molecular function (GO): calmodulin binding
Source: RefSeq, marked provisional